UCAACUUUCUUUUUAUUCCAAAUGGGUGUUAUUGAAGAUAUUGGUUAUAUUUCCACCAGGUUGUUGGUACUAAUGAUGUAAUGAAUUACUAGGGGCGUCUAAUUAUUUUGUAUAUAGUUGUGAAGGAUGUUGUUAGACAAAAAGUCAUUCUGUUUGUAAUUCCGUUUGGUGACAGAAGGCUAGUUGGUGCAGAAAUGACAUGCUUCACCAUCAUCUCCUGCACUGUUGCGCUCAAAUUUUAUUUGAAUUGUGCGUAAACAUGGGUAAACAAUGGGUUUUUAUUAAUUUUCCAGGAAAUCGGGCAAUAGGAGGAGCCACUAUACAGUCAUCAACAUCUGUGGACUGGUUUGCUGAAAGGGCUGUUGAUGGUAAUCGAGGUCUCCAGCAGUUGUAUACGGGAUGCUCCUCAACCCUUAAUGAGACAGACCCGUGGUGGAGGCUGGAUCUGCAUGAUGUCUACCGAGUUAGUAAAGUGGUCGUCACUAAUAGAAAAGACUGCUGUGCAGAACAAAUAAACGGAGCGGAGAUUCACAUCGGAAACUCUUUGGAGAACAACGGCAUCAACAAUCCCAUAUGUGCUGUUAUUCCUGCUAUUCCAGCAGGUGAGUCCUACAACUACUCAUGUGAUGGACUGGAUGGACGUUACGUGAUUAUUCAUGUUCCUGGAGACCGGAAGAUUCUUGCGCUUUGUGAGGUUGAAGUCUACGGGUAUUUGGCAGAAAAUCUGGCAGUAUCUGGAGCUGCUAUACAGUCGUCAACAUCUGCGGACUGGUUUGCUGAAAAGGCCAUUGAUCGAGGUCUCCAGCAGUUGUAUACAGGAUGCUCCUCAACCCUUAAUGAGACGGACCCGUGGUGGAGGCUGGAUCUGCAGGAUGUCUACCGAGUUAAUAAAGUGGUCGUCAGUAAUAGAAAAGACUGCUGUGCAGAACAAAUAAACGGAGCGGAGAUUCGAAUCGGAAACUCUUUGGAGAACAACGGCACCAACAAUCCCAUAUGUGCUGUUAUUCCUGCUAUUCCAGCAGGUGAGUCCUACAGCUACUCAUGUGAUGGACUGGAUGGACGUUACAUGAUUAUUCAUAUUCCUGGAGACAUGAAGAUACUCACUCUGUGUGAGGUGAAGGUCUAUGGAGAAGCUGUAGUCAGUGAGGAGCUGGGUUUUAUGGACUAG
This is a messenger RNA of Onychostoma macrolepis, 1168 nucleotides long. RefSeq lists its product as uncharacterized. The transcript has 5 exons. The coding region runs from base 200 to 1168 and encodes 322 amino acids. NCBI's taxonomy places the organism in Eukaryota, Metazoa, Chordata, Actinopteri, Cypriniformes, Cyprinidae. The record is from RefSeq and is a predicted model, not a curated record.